AUGCUGGAGAUCGAGGAUAGCGAGGAUAACAGUGACAAUAUAAUACUACGACCAACUUUCGCGACGUCUACACCGCCACGGAAGGAGAAGUCUGUCGUGGAUGUGGGGACCCUGCGUGGGAUGAACCGUAAGCAGAUGGAGGCGGAGCGGUUGGCACGGAAGAAGGCGGCUGUGGCGCCAGGCCCGUUUUACGGGGGGACGAAAAGCGUCGGCGGGAAUGAGUGGACGGUGGGGAGGAUGGAGAGACCGGCGUGGAAGACUGGGUCUGGGGCUACGAGUUCAACGUCGAAGGUGACAACGCCCGAGCCAGCGAAGGUCAGCCCUUCAACCCGCCAGCUCAAGAAGGAAGAUGCUCCGAAAGCACCAACAUUGGCCAAGUCUCCGCUCAAGUACCCCCACGGCGUCGUCAAAAAGACUUUUAAACAGUUCUCGCCCCAAAAAUCCGACGAAGUAAGGAUUGAGGAUGUUCUUGAGGUGGACACGCUACAGACUACGUUGCUCUCGGCGUUCCAGUGGGAUUUUGAGUGGAUCCUGAGUAAGCUCCCGGUCUGCAAGACGGUACUAGUAAUGCAAGCCAAAGGUCCUGAGGAGCGCAAGAUGAAGGAACGCCUGUUCGCAGAGAUGGAUCAGAUCGAACUAGUGUUUCCAUUCAUGGAUGGCCAGGUCAACUGUAUGCACAGCAAGCUUAUGCUGUUGUUUCAUCGUGACAAGUUGGGGAGAGAGUGGUUAAGGGUUGUUGUUCCCUCAGCCAAUCUGACAGAUUAUGAUUGGGGGAGGUGUGAAGGGAUCAUGGAAAAUAUGGUGUUCAUGAUCGACCUGCCAAAGCUGGAGGAACCAAUGCCGGAGCAGACAUUCUUCCUGGAUGAGCUGUUGCAUUUCUGCGCCGCUCAGACAAUCCCUUCGCAUAUCCUCACCGCCUUGCUUUACUACGACUUCAAGGAGACCGCGUCGAUGGCGUUUGUCCACUCCAUCGGCGGAAGUCAUGGUGGUGAUCUUUGGGAGAGAACAGGCUAUUGUGGGCUGGGCAGGGCUGUCAAGACGCUGGGGUAUCACUCGGGCGAGGGAUUGGAGGUCGACUACGUGACCUCGUCACUUGGCGCAGCAAAAGAAGAUUUUCUCUCCAACAUCUACCGCGCAGCGCAGGGCCACACUGGUAUCAAAGAGCUCCAACGGCGCAACAAGACGCUCAAAUCCGCUCCGCAAAAGAAAGGCGCCAUCUCCUCCUUCUUUGGCAAGAAGUCCGAAGCGGAACAAGCAGACGAAACUACCGAUGAUGACGACAGUUUUAGUGAGGAAACGAACUGGAACAAUAUCCAGAAGCGGUUCCGCGUGUUCUUCCCCUCAAAGAAUACCGUCGAGGAGAGCGAGGGCGGCGUUAAUAACGGCGGCACCAUCUGCUUCCAGAGGCAAUGGUGGAAUGCACCCACCUUUCCAAAGAAUCUACUCAUGGAUUGCAAGAGCGUUAGGAAGGGGACAUUGAUGCAUAAUAAGGUGCUAUUUGCUCGCCCGUCGAAGCUACUGAACUCGAAACAUGGAAAAAUGGCAGCGUGGGCGUAUGUGGGCUCUGCCAAUCUGAGUGAAAGCGCCUGGGGAAAACUGGUGGUGGACAGAGCCACGAAAGCUCCCAAGAUCAACCUCAAGAACUGGGAAUGCGGUGUUAUCGUUCCCGUCUCGGCCAAGAACUUGGGCCCAACGCUGUCGGGCGUCACGCCGGAGUCGGGAACGCCAGCUUUCUCGGUGUUCCACGGCGUCGUGCCGGUGCCUAUGGAGACGCCGGGUGAGCCGAUGGGAAAAAAUGUGCCGUGGUUCUUUAUGGAGCAGAUGUAG
Tricharina praecox is the source of this 1827-nucleotide messenger RNA. Its product is annotated as tyrosyl-DNA phosphodiesterase domain protein. The transcript is spliced from 5 exons. Gene Ontology annotation, biological process: single strand break repair; double-strand break repair. Gene Ontology annotation, cellular component: nucleus. Bases 1 to 1827 code for a protein of 608 amino acids. Lineage: Eukaryota; Fungi; Ascomycota; Pezizomycetes; Pezizales; Pyronemataceae. The record is from RefSeq and is a predicted model, not a curated record. Gene Ontology annotation, molecular function: 3'-tyrosyl-DNA phosphodiesterase activity; double-stranded DNA binding; single-stranded DNA binding.